Prosopis cineraria is the source of this 1254-nucleotide messenger RNA. RefSeq names its product probable O-methyltransferase 3. The transcript is spliced from 2 exons. The record is from RefSeq and is a predicted model, not a curated record. Gene Ontology annotation, molecular function: protein dimerization activity; S-adenosylmethionine-dependent methyltransferase activity; O-methyltransferase activity. The coding region runs from base 111 to 1181 and encodes 356 amino acids. NCBI's taxonomy places the organism in Eukaryota, Viridiplantae, Streptophyta, Magnoliopsida, Fabales, Fabaceae. Gene Ontology annotation, biological process: methylation.
UCUACUUUUUUUUCCAAUAACAAGAUCCAUUAUUCUCCACCAUAAAACAAAAGCUGAGAAACAACAACACAACGCAAUUCAUCUAUCAAAAAGUGAAGGUAUCAGCAGAAAUGGAAGGCAAACAAUUAGAGCAGAAAGGAGAAGAGAUGUUUCAAGCUCAAGCAGAUUUGUUCAAACACAUAUUCAACUUUGUAGGAUCUAUGUGCCUUAAAAGUGCUCUUCAGAUGGGCAUACCAGACACAAUCUUCAACCAUGGUAAACCUAUCACUCUUUCUCAGUUAGUCUCAGCCCUUAAAAUCAACCCUUCAAGGUCCAACUACGUCCACAGACUCAUGAGCUUACUGGUUCACUCUGGAAUCUUCUCUUCCACAAAAAUCCCAAAUGAAGAAGAAGAGGGUUAUGACCUCACACCAUGUUCCAGGCUGCUUCUCAAAGACAAGAUUCCCUCCAUGUUUGCUUAUGCUCAAGCAGUGUUUCAUCCUGCAGUAAUGAGCCCAGGUCAGUUCUUGGGAGAUUGGCUUUAUAGUGAUAAAGACAGCACAGCUUUUCAAAGUGCCUUUGGGAUGGAGUUUUGGAGGUAUGGAAGAGAGAAUCCAGAGUUUAGCAGAGUGUUCAAUAAAGGUAUGAUUAGUGAUUCUGGGAUGAUGAACUUGGUUAUGAGAGAGUGUAAAUCAGUGUUUUGGGGUUUGAAGACUUUGGUUGAUGUUGGAGGAGGGAAAGGUGGUGCAGCCAUGGCCAUUUCUGAAGAAUUUCCAGAUUUGAAGUGCACAGUGAUGGAUCUUCCUCAUGUUGUUGCAGAUAUGAAGGAUAGCGAUAAUCUUAAGUUCCUUGGAGGUGAUAUGUUUCAGUGUAUUCCUUCAGCAGAUGCCAUUCUCCUUAAGCUGGUUUUGCACACAUUAAGUGAUGAAGAGUGCCAGAAGGUAUUGAAGAAGUGCAGAGAAGCCAUUGCAAAUUCAAGCAAAGGAAAAUUAAUAAUAAUAGAGAUAGUAAUCAAUAAAGAGAAGGAUAAGCACGAAAUCACAGAAGCAAAGCUUUAUUUCGAUAUGAUGAUGAUGUCUUUGGUCAAUGGAAAAGAAAGAGAUGAAAAUGAAUGGAAGAAUCUCUUCAUCCAAGCUGGAUUUAAUCACUAUAACAUAACACCUUUAUUUGGUUUAAGGUCUCUUAUUGAAGUUUAUCCUUGAACUUACAUAGAUGAUCUAUCUGUGUAUUAAUGAACCGAGACUAGAGAAAGAAUUUUCUUGCUUAAUGCACGUG